AUGGUCAAGGAAACGAAACUCUAUGACCUCCUCGGUGUUUCGCCAGAGGCCAAUGACCAGGAGUUGAAGAAGGCCUACAAGGCGGGUGCCUUAAAGUACCAUCCUGACAAGAAUGCCCACAACCCCGCCGCCGAGGACAAAUUCAAGGAAAUCUCCUCCGCUUACGAAGUCCUGUCCGAUCCCCAGAAGCGAUCUAUCUACGACCAAUAUGGUGAGGCCGGCCUCGAGGGCGGUGCUGCAGGUGGCGGUAUGGCUGCCGAGGACCUCUUCGCACAAUUCUUCGGUGGAGGUGGCGGCGGUUUCGGUGGCGGUCUUGGAGGCAUGUUCGGCGGCAUGCAGAACAGGGGUCCUCCCAAGGCACGCACUAUCCACCAUACCCACAAGGUCUCCCUCGAAGAUAUCUACAAGGGCAAGAUUUCCAAGCUUGCGCUCCAGCGGUCCAUCGUCUGCCCCAAGUGUAACGGAGUUGGCGGCAAGGAGGGCGCCGUGCGGCGUUGCUCGGGAUGUGAUGGCCAUGGCGUGAAGACCAUGAUGCGCCAGAUGGGCCCCAUGAUCCAGCGAUUCCAGACCAUGUGCCCCGACUGCAACGGCGAGGGUGAGAUCAUCAAGGAGAAGGAUAGGUGCAAGCAGUGCCACGGCAAGAAGACCAUUGUCGAUAGGAAGGUCCUCCACGUCCACGUCGACCGUGGUGUCCGCAGCGGCACCAAGGUCGAGUUCCGCGGUGAGGGUGACCAGGCCCCCGGCAUCCAGGCCGGAGACGUUGUGUUUGAGAUUGAGGAGAAGCCCCAUCCCCGCUUCACCCGCAAGGACGAUGACCUUUUCUAUAAGUGCGAGAUUGACCUCGUCACGGCCCUUGCCGGUGGAACCAUUUACAUCGAGCAUCUCGACGACCGCUGGCUCAGCGUCGAUAUUCUCCCUGGAGAGUCCAUUUCUCCUGGAACCGUAAAGAUGCUCAGGGGCCAGGGUAUGCCUUCUCCCCGACACCACGACAUGGGUAACAUGUACAUCUCCUUCGGCGUCAAGUUCCCCGACAAGAACUGGACCGACAACCCGGACGCCUUCGAGGGUUUGCGUCAACUGCUACCAUCUCCGGCCCUUGAGACCAUCCCUCCUAACGACGCUAUGACCGAGGGCGCUAGCCUAGAAGACGUUGAUCAGCGAGGAGGUUCUGGACGCAAUUUCGGAAACGGCGCCAUGGACGAGGACGAUGAUGAUGGUCAUCCUCACGCUGAGCGUGUCCAGUGCGCAUCCCAGUAA
Molecule: messenger RNA, 1257 nt
Organism: Scedosporium apiospermum
Lineage: Eukaryota; Fungi; Ascomycota; Sordariomycetes; Microascales; Microascaceae
Product: Mitochondrial protein import protein mas5
Exons: 4
Coding region: 1-1257 (418 amino acids)
Biological process (GO): response to heat; protein refolding
Cellular component (GO): cytosol; nucleus; cytoplasm
Molecular function (GO): ATP binding; Hsp70 protein binding
Source: RefSeq, a predicted model, not a curated record